CAAAAAGUCGUGAAAAUUAUAUACGUAUAUUAGAGGACAAUAACAAAAAUUUUCAAAAAGAAAUAGAAAGCAAUUACGAUUAUAUAGAUGAUUUAGAAAACAAAAUUGAAAAUUUUGAAAAUAAUAUACAAUUCAAUAAUACUAAAAACGAUUCAAAAAAUAAGAUAGAUCAGAACAAACGAAAAGAACUAAGGUAUAAAAUAUUUGAUAUAUUAAAAGAAAAGAGGCCAAAAUAUGGUUUUAGUAUCAAAAAACCUUGGUGUGAUCAAGAAAAAUCAAUUAGAGAAAAUACAAUUCCUUUACUGCAAAAUCUAGCAAUUCAUUACAAUGUAACAGAUGAAUAUUUGUUACAAAUUUUAAAACAAAGACAUACAUCGCAAAGGAAUUUACUUAAAGUCAAAAUGAACCCUAAAAAAAAUAAAGAUUUUAAAAAAAGAACACAUAAAAACAAUCAUAUCUCAGAAGCCUUAAAAUUCAUUAUAAAUACCGAUAAUUAUUUAAUUAAAAAAUAUAAAUCGGAAGAAUUACAAGGUCUAAUAUGCUCUCAUGAUAUAUACUCUCUAGAAAUAUCCGAUACUGAAGAUGAAGACAGAAAUAAAAAGAAAAUUAUAAACUAUUAUAAUUUGCCAGGAGGUCGGAGAAUGCUAAAAGGGCUUCUAAAAAAAGUGCUAGACACAGUAGCACAUCGCACAGCACCAUUAUACCGGGAAAAACGGUAUAAUGAUAAAACCUAUUAUAUUGAAAAUCCAAUACUUCCAAUAGAUGCUUCUGAUUGGGCAGUUAAAUCUGAAUUUAGAAUGAAGUACAAACGGCAAAACCCAGAAGUAGUAAAUAUUAUAAAACGACAAAAAGUUGAUAAAAAAACCAAGGAUAAUUAUGAAAGCUUAAAUAUAGAUGAGGAUAUUUAA
This is a messenger RNA of Dentiscutata erythropus, 908 nucleotides long. The record is from the annotation of a GenBank genome assembly. NCBI's taxonomy places the organism in Eukaryota, Fungi, Glomeromycota, Glomeromycetes, Diversisporales, Gigasporaceae.